AUGAUGAAGCCGAUCGCUGCAUUCCUUUUACUGGGCUCGCCAGCGAUGGCCCAGAUUAUCAAAGAGGACUGGACAGGGCCCAUGGCUAUCCUUGGCGGAUCCAUUCCUUAUGGACUUGAGGGCCGCUCAGCCGACGUUGUAAAAGAUGCCGUCACCCGCCCCAACACAACGAAUUCACAAGAGUUCUCUUUGCUUUUCGACAAGACGGACACUGACUGGACAUGGCGCAUUAACGUCACCGAUAUCGCGCUUCCCCAUCUAGAGGGCCAAUUAGAGGGUGACCUUGAGAGCAUUGUCAAUCCUCAUCUCAUCAGUAUAUCCUACGACUUUGAAUGGCCUGGGGGUGGUAAUAUGUCUCAAGCAAUGGGAGACUUCACAGGUUCCUUUUGCGUCACUUCAAUCGUGAGCCCCAUAUCCCCAUACGGCGACAAUGGCCUUCCGACUACAGAUGGAGGCAACGGCAACGGUUGCGAGUCGGUCUUGGGGCCAGAUUGCGUUAAAGCAAUCCUUAAAGGGUCAAACAGCAAAUCUUCGAACGAAUGUGUGGAUCCGAGCUUGGAGUGGCACCGUAUCCCCGAGUGCAACAGCGCGUUGGACUUGCAACUUUAUUCAAUGUCCACUUUCGAUGUUCACGGGAAAAUCGAUGGCAGCUUCUACACCGCACUCCGAGACGGCAGCGCCAACACUACACGCUACAGUGGUAGCGGCUUCUACGGACGUAGCACCGGUGUCGUAAAUGGAUCGGAGGCACCUGGAAUGUACGCCGAGUUUUAUGACCAGCUUCAUGUCAUGAUGGUUGGUUAUGCCCACGAAGGUAAGAAUAAUACACAGCUUCUUUGCAUGCGGCCGAAUGGGACAACGUCUUCUGAUGAAGAGCCCACGCCUACGGGAACCUCCACUGGGACCACGGCGGGCCCAGCAAGCCCAACCGGCACGUCUGCUGCCCUUUACUCUACUCGGAUGAGUUGGAGUGUAGUUGGUAUAUCUGGUGCUGUGUUUUUGGCCAUGGUUAUCUGA
Messenger RNA from Colletotrichum truncatum, 1017 nucleotides. RefSeq lists its product as uncharacterized. NCBI's taxonomy places the organism in Eukaryota, Fungi, Ascomycota, Sordariomycetes, Glomerellales, Glomerellaceae. The record is from RefSeq and is a predicted model, not a curated record.